CGCACGGUGCUUGCGCAAGCGCACAACCGCAAGCCCCCGUAGCUCCGAGCUUGUGGAAAACGAACGACUUGUGGGGAGGUUGAGCUGCUUGCACUAUGUCUGAAAUGAACGAGCUGUCCGAGCUCUAUGAGGAGAGCACCGAUCUGCAAAUGGAUGUGAUUCCUGGUGAGAGUGACCUUCCGCAUAUGGAGGUAGGCGGCGGGAGCCGGGAGCUAUCCCCGAACCCCUCCCGCGCCGGGGCCCCGCCACAACUGGAGGAGGAAGGCCCAAUGGAGGAGGAGGCGGCCCAGCCAAUGGCGGAGCCACAGGGGCCCCGAGGCCUCGCUAGCCGGCCCAGCCCUGGGGAGCAGCCAGGCCAGAUCGCGGGCCCUGAUUUCGAGAGCGAGGACGAGGGCGAGGGCGAGGAAUUCGAUGACUGGGAGGACGACUAUGACUAUCCGGAAGAGGAGCCGCUCAGUGGUGCGGGCUACAGAGUAUCAGCGGCCCUUGAAGAAGCCAACAAGAUGUUUCUGAGAACCUCCAGAGCCAGAGAAGCAGCUCUGGAUGGCGGGUUUCAGAUGCAUUAUGAGAAGACCCCGUUUGAUCAAUUGGCUUUUAUCGAAGAGCUUUUUUCACUUAUGGUUGUCAAUCGUCUGACAGAAGAACUCGGCUGUGAUGAGAUCAUUGACAGAGAGUAGUUAAAUGCUGUUAAGAGAGGAGGAAGCUGCCUGAGGAGAGACCCAGCAUUCCACUGUCUUUUGGGUUCAUUCCAAAUAGUUCUGUGCCAAUGAAAAAAUCUUCCAAAAAAAAAUUUUUUUUUUUUCUGCAGAGUAGAAUAAGGUAGUGACUGCACAGUUAUGAAAAAGGAAGAAAAUUGUUAAAGAAGAGUAUCUUAGUACUGUUGAAACCUGUUUUCAAGAAUGUCCAGAGACACGGCUUUGACUUUGUUGUUUAUUCAGAGUAAUUUCCUUGCAUCGAGGAAGAUAAUCUUUCAUGUUUCCCUGUAAGGAAUGGCUUUUCAAGAAUAAGUUAUGACCAAGAUAGACUGCCAGUACAAGAGCCCACUGAUGAUAAUUAUAUGAGAAAAAGUAACUGAUGUAUCCACCUUAGGACAUAAGAUGUCUUUGAGUUAUUUGGACUGAAAGCAUACUGAGAAAACUUUAAAGAUUCAAGUUUGUCAUCUAUCCGAGCUGUGGUUAUCAAAGGCUAAAUUUUUAGUGUAAAAUAAAUCUACCGAGUAUUCUUCAGUAUCUCAAAGGAUAAUCUACCCCCAAAAGAAGUAUGUGUCUUGUGUGCUAUAUCUUAAAACGUGUUUCCAAGAACAACUGAGAUUUUGUUUGUACAUAUAUCUUGAUCAUUUUUAAAGCUACUGUAAUCUUUAAUUCAAGAAAAUUCAUUGCCUUGAACAUUUUUAAAAGUCAAAACUUAAGACGUCCUUAAUAAAGUUUCAAAUUUAGACUGUAAAAUGUACAUGAAGGUACAAAGAACACAAACUCUUUCAAACAUCAGUAUAUACUAGAGAAUUUUCUGUUUCACUUGCUCUCUUUUUUCAUUUAACUUUACAGGCAAAAGACUCUGGUUGAACUUCAUAAUGUAAGAACUGUUAAAUGAACAUUGUCUAGUAAAAGGAAAGCCCUACAUCUAAAAAAAGACACUAUGAACAACCCUUAAAAGUUUUAAAUCUGCCCAGAAAUCCACCUCAGUAUCUGAAGUUUCCCUCUGUCUCCUCCUCUAAUUAAGCUUGUUUUUGGUUAUGCACCAGCAUUCCAAAUAAUAAAGAUUUCUUGUUCUCUGUA
Bubalus bubalis (water buffalo) is the source of this 1775-nucleotide messenger RNA. RefSeq names its product EP300 interacting inhibitor of differentiation 1 (gene EID1). Gene Ontology annotation, molecular function: transcription corepressor activity. Bases 96 to 677 code for a protein of 193 amino acids. The transcript has a single exon. NCBI's taxonomy places the organism in Eukaryota, Metazoa, Chordata, Mammalia, Artiodactyla, Bovidae. The record is from RefSeq and is a predicted model, not a curated record. Gene Ontology annotation, biological process: negative regulation of DNA-templated transcription. Gene Ontology annotation, cellular component: nucleoplasm.